Aethina tumida (small hive beetle) is the source of this 954-nucleotide messenger RNA. RefSeq lists its product as uncharacterized. The coding region runs from base 158 to 772 and encodes 204 amino acids. NCBI's taxonomy places the organism in Eukaryota, Metazoa, Arthropoda, Insecta, Coleoptera, Nitidulidae. The record is from RefSeq and is a predicted model, not a curated record. The transcript has 2 exons.
AUUAAAAAUAAAAACAUUAUACUCCAGAUAUCUUCAACUCAAGCGUGGCGCCGUCCGUCGUCCGAAGACCCAGGAGGACGAACUAGCUGAACCGACGUCGGCUUACUUGCACGGCAUCCAAAACCCCACGAUCAGAAGGUACGGAAGCCGCGGACGCAUGAUGGACCGCCGUUACAGCUGCGGUGGUAGAUUGAACUCCAUGGGACGCGGAGACUGCGGCUUCGGCAGAGGAUCAGGACCGUCGAGGCGCAGAGGCUCCUUGUCCAGGUCGCAGUCGGUCAAAUACUGGAGAUACCUGUAUGACGGCGACUCUGACAAGAGUCAACACGGCUCUUCGACCGUUGCUCAGAUGGGGGAGUUCGGAGAGGGCGAUCAGUUUCGCAAUGAUUGUAUGCCAGUCAACUUCAACGCACCGCCGCGCUACUUCCCCGAAACGUUGCCGUUGAGACGCACAAAGUCAAUGUAUCAAAUGAACGUUGCCCCUCCUGAAUUCCCUGGGUCACAUGCAGGGUAUGUGGCACCUUUGCCGUCUCCAGACAUGUCCCCUAUCCCGGAGGAGGACACCACCGAUCCUGGAGUUAUGCUUCAGAAUUUAAGUUUGAACGACCGCCCUUCUACAAGCGACGCAUAUACGACCAACGUUGCAAUGCCCCAUACAGACCGCUGGUUAAAGCAUUUGUUGACUACUUCAAUUACGAAAAACGAGAAGUUUCCUAAAGAAGAUGCUUUUGACCCAGAGAAGGACAAAGAAAAUGAUUGGCAUAUGAUGUAAUUUAGAUUUUUCUUUCACCGUUUUUGAGUGGCUUUUGCAUUGCCCCAAAACGAGUUCAUUAUUUAUUAUUUUCUAGUUAAUUUUGUACCUGACUACAACUUGUUUAAUUGCCAAUUAAUAAUUUCUUUGAAUUCAAAAUAGUUUAUAAAUUUGUAAUGUUAAAUAAAAACUUAUUGUUGUAA